GCAAUCUUUAAAGACGCUUUAAAGUACUUCCGCUCAGUUUUGCCCUUUAACCUCAUCUCGUCAGCGGAAGUACACAUACACAGAAGUUCAAUACACGGAGGCUGAGUGAGCGACAUCUGUACAGUACAAGAUGGACACGCUAAUAUUGGAGCCCUCUCUGUACACUGUCAAAGCUGUUCUGAUCAUGGACAAUGAUGGAGAGAGACUGUAUGCGAAGUAUUAUGAUGACACGUAUCCCACAGUGAAAGAGCAGAAAGCCUUUGAGAAGAACAUCUUCAACAAGACACACAGAACAGACAGUGAAAUCGCAUUGCUGGAGGGUCUAACGGUUGUGUACAAGAGCAAUAUUGAUUUAUAUUUUUAUGUCAUCGGCAGCUCCCAUGAAAACGAGUUGAUGCUCAUGUCAGUGUUGAAUUGUCUCUUUGAUUCCCUGAGCCAAAUGUUGAGGAAAAAUGUGGAAAAGAGAGCCCUGCUUGAAAAUAUGGAGGGUCUUUUCCUGGCUGUUGAUGAGAUUGUUGAUGGAGGUGUGAUCCUGGAGAGCGACCCACAGCAGGUGGUUCACCGUGUCGCUCUGAGGGGCGAUGACGUGCCUCUGACAGAACAGACAGUCACUCAGGUGCUACAGUCAGCUAAGGAGCAGAUCAAAUGGUCUCUACUCCGAUAGGACACUUUUGGUCCCGUUCCAGAACUGAGACGAGGAGAACAAAUACAAUUCUACCACUUUUCCUCACUACUGUCCUAUCCGCCUUUUUUCCCUUGAGUAUUUUCUUGACUGUUAAAGUGAAUAUCCACUGAAAAAGACUUCUAGUGUUUCUCUCACUCGAAGAUAAGACAAAGAACAGGAGCAUUUCUAAAGAAUGUCAAGGCAGGAGGAAGAAGCUGGAACAUUGUCUUGGCGGGACUUUCUUUUUAGGGAAAAGUACCAGGGCGUGUUUUUUAUUUUUAUUUUUUUUAUUCCAUUCCAGUAAGCUCUUGAAUAUAUGGCUGGUUUUGUGAAUGAUAUCACUGUUGUACUGUGAGAUUUUCAUUAGGAUUCAUGUACAUUCCAGUGGUUGAUCUUGUUCUCUGUUCUUCCCUCUGACCCUUGUUUUGAUUGAAGUAAAGAAACAGUUUCAUUCUA
Molecule: messenger RNA, 1120 nt
Organism: Cyprinus carpio (common carp)
Lineage: Eukaryota; Metazoa; Chordata; Actinopteri; Cypriniformes; Cyprinidae
Product: COPI coat complex subunit zeta 1
Biological process (GO): intracellular protein transport; intra-Golgi vesicle-mediated transport; retrograde vesicle-mediated transport, Golgi to endoplasmic reticulum
Cellular component (GO): COPI vesicle coat
Source: RefSeq, a predicted model, not a curated record